Canariomyces notabilis is the source of this 3741-nucleotide messenger RNA. RefSeq lists its product as uncharacterized. Gene Ontology annotation, molecular function: protein binding. Gene Ontology annotation, biological process: tRNA methylation. The coding region runs from base 1 to 3741 and encodes 1246 amino acids. The record is from RefSeq and is a predicted model, not a curated record. Gene Ontology annotation, cellular component: cytoplasm. The transcript is spliced from 2 exons. Lineage: Eukaryota; Fungi; Ascomycota; Sordariomycetes; Sordariales; Chaetomiaceae.
AUGGCUCAGAAGGCCCAAGCUGUAGCACGGCUGCAGCACCUCUACGCACUCAGUCCUAUUACUGCCAUUACUUUUCAUACCACCAGCUCUGGUCGUAUUCUUCUGCUUUCGGGUGAAGACACUUUUCUCAAAGUCUAUGAUGUCCAAACCACCCAGCUCCUCGGGCAGCUUAAAGUAUUCUACUCGCAACCUGUUCAUGGGAUUUACGCUCUUUACCCAGAUCAGGAAUAUUCAGAUGACCGGGACGGAAUUCUGAUAUGGGGCGGGCAGUCGGUGGCAGUUCUGUCUUGGACAGCUCUGGACGCACUCAUUGACGGAGAGAAGACCCUUCAGCCACACCAGUUUGAAGCGCCAGAUUGGAUUUACGACGGCAUCUUGAUUGGCUCACAGUGUAUACAUGGUGCUCUCGUCACCGCUCACAACGAGAUCCUCCCGUUUACGCUUGGCGUGGACAGGCAGUCUCUCACCUUCGGGCCCCUGACAUCCCCAUCACGGCCGAUCCUAUACUCGGCCAAGCUCUGUUUGCUAUCAUCUGGCGUUAUCCUCGUUGCAGGGGGUACCGUAUUUGGAGAGAUCAUUGUUUGGAAAUAUUACAUCGACCCAUCUAAACCCUCACGAUGGGAAGUCCUCUACGUCUUUACCGGUCACGAAGGAUCCAUAUUUGGGGUUGACAUUUCCCCUGAAAUAUGCAUUGCCCCUGACCUCAAAAUCAGGCUCCUUGCCAGCUGCAGCGAUGACAGGACCAUCCGGGUCUGGGACAUAACAGACCGUCCGCUUGCUGUUGGGGCCAAGGACGGGGACGAAAUUGAUUCCAAGACGCUUGCCGAGGCCCGAGAGACGGGAUUCGGCGGCAACUCAGAGGCAAAGCAAGGGAACCGCAACGACUCUUCGAGAUGCGUUGCCGUUGCCAUGGGCCAUGUCUCCAGGAUAUGGCAUGUCAAGUUCGCCAAUCGAACGAGCAGCUUCACAACCGUGGCCAACUCGAUAGAGAUGCACUCAUUUGGAGAGGACUGCUCGCGUCAGAAGUGGGAGCUUGCUUUGGAUCCGAAGCGUUGGCUGGGGACAUGUGAGGGCCGCCCGGGCGGGACAGUAGGUACUCUCCGACAUUGCACCACGGAGACUUGCCACAGCGGAAGGAACAUAUGGUCCGCUGCCGUUUUGACUAGGGAAGAUCAAGAGCCUCUCAUUGCCACAGGCGGUGCCGACGGGAAAAUCAUGGUUGCCGGAGGACUCGGGGUUGCAGGCCGUGUUUGUUCUCGGACAUACGAGGAUCUUGACCUUAGCCUGACCUUUGACGAUGUUUUGCGAGACCUCCGGGGCACCACCCAGGCCCCAGUGGAGUCCCUGACCAAAAAGAACGCGAAGCAUGCCUUCCAACGCUACGCUUUCUUGUCAGACCGCAAAGUCAUGGCAACCAAGGCAUCGGGCAGAGUUUUCGUGGCUACCAUGGGAAAGCCUCUCGCCUGGAAAGAAGUGGUUCUUUCUGAAGCUAUUAUCUCCGACCUCGGGUCCUAUCACGUUGUGAAAAGCCCUGCAAGGGAUACCGCACUCAUCGGCAGUACAACAGGAAAGCUCUACCUGUACCAGGAAGGACACCAGGUCUCCGAGCUAGCCCAGUUCCCUGCCAAAGUAUCAGACAUCAUCCUGCUGGACAGCUCGCCUACGCACUCGCUCUCCGACGAUGAGCAUCCCCCUGGGCCCUGGUCCGUUAUCAUAACAGUCCUCGGCCUCGAUCACGCUUUAAUCCUCAGCUUCGAUCCCUCAAGCAACAUCUGCACCAUUGACCCACGCAAAAUCCUCCUCCCGGAGCACUACAUCGUCACUUCCGCCGCAUUUGUUUCCCAGACUCUCAUCCUCGGCUCCCGCACCGGUUAUGUGACCGUUUAUACGACCGACCCGCAAACUGCCGACUUCACCCCGCUCACCUCCCGCAAAGACACCAAAACCAAAGACGCCAUCACCUGCAUCAUAGCGCUCCCCGGGCAAACACCAACACCUCCACUACCGACAACAACAAUCACACCACCUACCAACUCCAACCCCCAUCCCCACGGUAACUUCUCAUUCCUGACCACCUGCCGCGACGGUAAAUAUCGCAUCUACACCCUCACCCUCACCCCUCACCCCUCAUCCUCACAGACCCUGCCACAACUACACCUCCAGCACGAAAUCGCCCCGCCGCUGGGGACCAUCGAAUCCGCCUUCUUCACCACCCCCACCACCCCCACCACCCCUUCCCCAUCAUCCCCAUCCCCUCACAAUUCCAUCCCAACCACCACCACAAAGGCCAAGCACCAGCACCGACCGCACCUAAUCCUGCACGGCUUCCGCAACAGGGACUUUGUCGCCCACGACGCCACGGCCCGCACCACGCUGGCCUCGGUCGAGUGCGGCGGCGCCCACAGGCCCUUUGCUGCCGUUUCGCCCCGGCACGAUCCGGGACAGUUGAGGCUGGUGUUUUCGCGUGCUGAUAGGUUAAGGGUGUAUUCCCAGGGUGGUGCGGGACGGGUUGUGUUGGGGGGUGGUGGUGGUGGUGGAGGAGGAGGCGGGCAUGGGAGGGAGAUCAAGGCCGUUGCUGCAGCUGCUUCUUCUUUAACAUCAUCCUCCCCCUCGGGUGGGGGUGGUAGUAGCCGGGGACUGGUGGCAACCGGGGCGGAGGAUACCGUCAUUCGGAUCUGGAGGGACCAUACCGGAGGAGGGGGUGAGACCAAAGAGAGAAUGGGCAUGGGCAUGGGCAUGCAGUGCCUUGCUGUGAUCGAGGGCCAUUCAGCGGGCAUCCAGGCGCUGAGGUGGUUCGGGGACACAUACCUCCUCAGCAGCGCGGGGAGCGAGGAGUUGUUUGUCUGGCGUGUUACUGAGCUUAGCAGGUCGCUGUCGGAGGGGGAUGACGGGGGAUACGAUGCGCUGGCGGUCGUGAGGGAGGCUGUCUGGGAUGACAAGACGGCCGAUGAGGACUUGAGGAUCGUGGACUUUGAUGUUGCUGAAUGGGACGCGGGGAAGGUGCUCGUGACCAUGGGCCUAUCGGAUUCAGCGGUGCGGAGCUAUGUUUAUUCUCCCGCCGAUGGUACCAGUUCUGGGUCCAAUCCGGGAGAUCGAAGGACAGGCGGGGACUUCACGUUGCUGGCCAGCGGGCGGUAUACUGGCGCGUGUCCAACCCAAGUCAGGCACCUACGGACAGGUGGAGGGGAGGUGCAUGUUUUGAUGGCCUAUACCGACGGGCACAUGGCUGUUUGGAGGACGCGACAACAGCCAGAUGAGGGGGCAGAACACGGAGCAUUUGAACUGUCCCUGGCCGUGAAGCUCCACCAGAGCAGCAUAAAGGGUCUUGAUCUCUCGACAGCCGCGGGUUCGGCGCGAUGGCUCGUUGUCACGGGCGGCGAUGACAACGCACUCGGCUUCAUGAACCUGGCGUGGGAUGGAGCUAAAAGUGAAUAUUCCGUUAUCGGGAGAUAUAGGGUCAAGAAUGCGCAUGCGGCUGCCAUUACAGGCCUUUGCAUGGUAAGGCAGGAUCCGGCGUGCACUGAGGUUGCGACCCUCAGCAAUGACCAGCGCGUCAAACUUUGGAGAGUAAAAACGGAUGGCACUGCCGAGGAUAUCCGGGUUUCACUACUGGAUAGUCGGUAUAGCUCGGUCGCCGACGCUGGUGAUCUCGAGCUUGUUGCUCCCGGCAGGGUUAUGAUUGGGGGGGUUGGCCUGGAAGUGUGGAAUGUGUCGGCAAGCGGGAUAGAAGAGCACAGAUAG